This is a messenger RNA of Esox lucius (northern pike), 2712 nucleotides long. RefSeq names its product FA core complex associated protein 20. Lineage: Eukaryota; Metazoa; Chordata; Actinopteri; Esociformes; Esocidae. The record is from RefSeq and is a predicted model, not a curated record. Gene Ontology annotation, molecular function: ubiquitin binding. The coding region runs from base 285 to 1463 and encodes 392 amino acids. The transcript is spliced from 4 exons.
AGAAACCUGAGUCUGAUUCAUAUGACAUUUAGAAACCUGAGUCUGAUUCCUAUUCCGAUGCAAUGUUUGGUAAUUUGUCUAGGAAUUUUUUUUUGUCUAGGAAGUCCACCUUCUAAAUGAAAAACAAUAUGAACAUUCGAGACAAUAUGAAUAUUCGAGAUCAGUGGACGGAUCCUUUUAAUUGUUUGGAGAUUGGUUGGAUCUGGAACUAGACCGCGUGUCCUGUGCGUGUGUCUGGGAACUGACGUCAUCACACAAACACGGAAGUUGGCGCUGUUCUGUCUAUGCCGCGAAAAAACAAACCUGGACAGUACGUGAUUACUAUGUCUGGUAAAUACCCGAAAUUGAAAUUAAAAAGAAGGAAGUUGAAUGUCGAGGGGCCCUGUAAUGAUACACUUUUCAAGAACACGAUUGUCAAGAAAAAUGGAAAUUCCAGUGCAUCGAUUGAAAGCUCAACGAGACCUGCGCUUCCCACCGAGGCAUGGUGGUCCAGGGGAGACCUGACAGCUGUAGAGAGUCUUUGGGCCCUAACCCUGAGCUCUACUCUGCCCUGUCCGGAGGCCCACCCGUGGGGCCCAGUAGCUGACUUACCAACAGCAUCUAAAUUGAGCUCUACAAUGGUCCAACUCUGUGAAUGGAGAUGGUGUAGCCUCAGUGAGAUGGUCACUCCCUUGCCCUGCUCUUCCGCCUCACCCUUGAGCCCUCCUCCAAUGACCCCGCCGCCAUCCAACACAGACUCUCCUCGCAACACUUCCACUGGGGUGGAACAGCCUAUUCCGCACAUCCCAGGACAGACCAGGCAGAGAACUUCCACCGCUGACGGCCCUCCUUCUGGGUUCAGUCCCCGUCCAGGAGGGCCCGGAGAGGGGACAAGCUGUAGCGGUGCCGGCCGCUACGGACCACCGGUUCUCGGGGCUCGAGUUCCUGCUAGCUACAGAGGGGGGGGUCAGAGGGGGGGUGGGGAGGAGAGAAGCGCAUCUUCACAGAGGCGCCCAAAACACGUAAGCGUCAGGAAAGCCGCGGGUUCCACAGCCUCGGACUUUACAACCAGGCAACCAGGAGGCGGGGAGAGUCAUCCAUCUUUCCCUCAUCAUGCCAUCUUUGGAGCAAGUAGCAGAGGAUCGACGUUACCAGAAGGUUUCAGGGAGGGGGGAGGAGUGGAGGGGGAGGAGAUAAAAAGGCGCCGGCUCCCUGGGCUUGGGAUGGAAGCCUCCUCCUCUGACAGACGCACUGCUGCUCCCUUGGGGGAGGGAGAGGGAAAGGAGGAGGGGGUAUCUGGGAAGCGCGGAACGGAUUGGGAUGCGAGCGGAGGGGGAGGAGGUGAAGAAAAGAGAGGAGGAGAGGGGGUGCCGCAGAGCUGUCCCAUGUGUCUGGUACCAUUUCCAGCAGGGUUAACACAGAUGGACUGUGAUGCCCAUCUGGCCAAGUGUCUAUCGGAGAUGACCGUCGACAUCACCUGGUGAUAAUCCAUAGUCUCCUUUGGACACCUGGGAGGACAGACAUGUGGAAGUACAUCUAAACGAAGCCCCAGAUCCGUUUAUGGGAUGUUGCCCCCAAAAGGAUCCUCCGAGAACCUCAGCUAAGAUCCAAGGAUAAAUCCAAGGAUAGAUCCCUGAUUAAGAGUGCCCUCUUCCAAUCUCAGUUUGAAAAAUGUCUGUGCACUUUUCAUGUGACAUCCAAUUACUGAACGUAGCAGCCAACCAACUGCACAAAGUUGUAUACUUACAGGACCAGUCAAAAGUUUGGACACACCCACUCAUUCAGGGGGUUUUAUCUUUAGUUUUACCGUUUUCCACAUUGUAUAAUAAUGGUGAAGACAGCCGAAGUAUGAAGUAACACACAUGGAAUAAAAAAAAAAAAGUGUUAAACAUAUCAAAAAUACAUUUUAUAUUUUUCAAAGUAGCAAAGAGGUGGAGGCUGGCUACUUUGAAGUAUCUACAAUAUGAAAUUUUUUUUUAUCUGUUUAACACAUUUUUGGUUGCUACAUGAUUUCAUGUGUUAUUUAAUGUUUUAAUGUUCUGAUGUCUUCACCAUUGUUCUACAAUGUCGAAAAUAGUAAAACUAAAAUACCCUUGAAUGAGUCAGUGACCAAACUUUUGACCGGUAACUCUACAUGUUGUAAGACAAUUGUUUAAAACAUAUUGCUUCAUUAUGUCAUCAUUAUCACAAUGUUUGACACUUAUUUUUCCAUCCAUUUUUCACUUACCUUUGAUUGCCAGAAAGGAGAAAGUGUAGAAGGGGUUCUCUUAUGUGACUGCAGGAAAAAAAAAAAAAAACGGACCAGUUCACGGAAAACCAAUGUUUUUAAUAAUUACAGAUAUUUACAGAGGUGCGUUAAAGCAGAAUUAAGCACAUCCAACCAGCAAAUACUGUAUGUUAGAACACAAACCAUGGACUACGUUUGACAUUUUUACAGAACCUUUGUGUGACUGCGAAUCUCAAUUGCAUUAUGUGGAACGUCACCUACUCCCGCACACCGAGGAGGAAUGGAGAAAUUACAAUUGAGAUUCACCCCUUUGUUUUCCUUUUUUAAUGGUUUAAAUGGCCAUUGGUGUAACGCUGCUAUUGCUGUUACAGUGGCUGUAGGGUUUAUGAACAAUGUCUAGGAGCUGGUUCAGUUUGUCUCAUGGUCCCUCAAGAGGCAAUGUCAAGUGAAUGUAUUCCUGUGAGUAUACAUAAAACACAGUUAAUGAAUAAAACAAAUAAAUGGUG